AUGGGCAGCAGCUUUUACUCCACGACCGUUCAGCUGGAGCUGGUGGCUCAGGUCACCAACUGGCUGGCCCAGUCCGACCAGGCCUCGGUGUUGGUGACGCUGGAGACCAUGGAGGAGCCCAUGCCCAUCGUGAGUCCCACUUCGGCACAAGAGGCCACCAUCCUCAACAGCCAAGAAGUGUCCUUCUCAGUGGUGACCCAAUACGCGGAUACCUCUUCGUGCGGCGUGGCCUCGACGCCACAGCAAGUGGUGGUGACCUGGGAGUACCGCGUGGGCGACGGCACCUGGGGCGACCUCCCAACGACACUGACGGAUCUCGACCGCCGCCCGGGUGGUCUCCGCUUCGCGGCCUUCAGCUUCGAGACCGGGAGCGUCCAUGAGUUCCGCGUCACCGCGCGGUACACCACCUCGAGCCUCACCGCCACCGCGCCGCAGUACGUCUUCCGCCUCGUGGUCUCUCCACCCGCCCCACCCGUGGUGCGGAUCCUGGGGCCCAGCAGCGUCUCCGAUGCCUGUAGCUUCAGCUUCGACGCCUCGGGGUCCUAUGACCCUGCACUGGCACCCGGAACGACGUCCAACUUAGCCUUCGCAUGGUCUUGCGCGACGCACAGCUCCAGCUUCGACUGCUCGCAGCUCUCGAGCUUGGCCGGCGCCGGCGCACAGCUGGCCGUGGAAGGUGGCGCUUUACAGGAAGGUCUCUACAACUUCGCAGUGGAAGUAAGCCGAAGCGGUGGAGGAGCCUCCGUGGAGGUGUGGCAGCUGGAGGUCUCAAAUGGCGCGCUUCCCGCAGUGGCCAUCAACGUACCAUGGGGCAACAAUGAGGCGGUCUCCACUCAAGUGGGGGGCCAACUGGCAAGCCCGAGCGCCACAGUCCAGGGCGGCCCAGGCUGCACCGUGCCCUCGACCUGGGCAUGGAGCUUCCUUCUCCUUGAGGACAACGGGCAAGAUGGGGUCCUGGCCUUCCUGAACACCAGCAGCUCCCGCCAAGGCGACUCCUUGACCAUUGGCACUUCCGAGUGGCGAGGUGAUCUCCUGAUUCCAGGUGCGAAGUAUUUGUAUGCAGUCCUCCAGACACCCACUGAGGAGGAGAUGCUUGCUUUGGUCUCCAGCCCUCCGGGCACCUUGAGCGAGGCUCUAGCACGUGGAGCUCGUGCGGUGAAGUCCCUUCCGUUUGUGGCGGAUGGACCCCCCACAGGUGGGCUGGUGCAAUGCAGCCCACAGUCCGGCUAUGCUGUGGCCACCUCCUUCUCUGGCACCACCUCUGGAUGGUACGACGAGGACGUGGCUCGCCGCCGAGCGCGGAGCGCCCUUGACCGGGUCUUGGGAACGGAGUGA
Molecule: messenger RNA, 1335 nt
Organism: Durusdinium trenchii
Lineage: Eukaryota; Dinophyceae; Suessiales; Symbiodiniaceae
Source: the annotation of a GenBank genome assembly